Blastocystis hominis is the source of this 429-nucleotide messenger RNA. RefSeq lists its product as hypothetical. NCBI's taxonomy places the organism in Eukaryota, Bigyra, Opalinata, Blastocystidae. The coding region runs from base 1 to 429 and encodes 142 amino acids. The record is from RefSeq and is a predicted model, not a curated record. Gene Ontology annotation, cellular component: mRNA cleavage and polyadenylation specificity factor complex. The transcript is spliced from 4 exons. Gene Ontology annotation, molecular function: mRNA binding.
AUGAACUACGAACAUCCUGAACGAUGUGUUUUCAUCGGGAACAUUCCGUAUGAAGCACCUGAAGAAAAAGUGAGGGAGAUUAUGGAGUCCAUCAAAAAGGAUCCUAAAACCGGAAAGAAUAAAGGAAUUGGGUUUUGUGAAUUUCUGGAUCAGCAAACUGCGGAGCAAGCGAUGAAGAUGAAUAAUGAGAAAGAAAUUGAUGGAAGACCCCUUCGAAUUGAUUUCCCUGAUGGAGGUAAACAAGGAAAGAAGGAUUCUACUACGAGAAGCUAUUGUUCUUAUAUUACUCAGGCUGAUGCUUACCAACUCCUUCGUCAAACAAAGAACAUGAUCAAAGAAGACCCUGCGAGGGCAAAAAUGAUUUUAGUGAACCAUCCCAAUAUCACACGAGUCCUUGAAGAGUUGAUCCGAUUUAACAACAUCAAGUAA